Onthophagus taurus is the source of this 4635-nucleotide messenger RNA. The record is from RefSeq and is a predicted model, not a curated record. NCBI's taxonomy places the organism in Eukaryota, Metazoa, Arthropoda, Insecta, Coleoptera, Scarabaeidae.
GUUUAUCUUCACCGAAGCCUUUAAUUCCGCCGAAACCGACUCAACCACCCGAUGAAACUCCCUACGUAACAUCGCGAAUUUAUCAGCAACCCGAUGACGAAAAUCCAACGAACGCUCCAACGGGAACCAUCGACAUAAGGAUAGUUACGACGUCUUCACCAUCGAUUUCACCCGAUUCGCACGUUUCCCCGUUUAAUUGCUUCGAUGAUGGAAAAUACUACAGGGAAGGUGAAGUUUGGAGGAAAACUGUGUGCACAAAUUGUUCUUGUAUUAACGGAAACAUUAAUUGUACGACGAAUCCUGAAUGUUGGAGACCAACCACUUCUUCAACUUCAACAACAUCAACAACGACAUCAACAACAACAUCAACAACAACAGAAUCCCCCACAAAUUUUGAUUUGGAUUUUAAUGAUCCUGUUCGUGGUGCGAGAGGUGAACCGGGUUAUUCGGGUCCAAUUGGACGCCAAGGAGAACCAGGAAUGCCGGGUCAACCAGGAAAUCCGGGGAUUCCCGGUAUUCCAGGACCUCCAGGUCCCCUCCCUGACUUAACAGCUUAUUACCAACAAUUAGCGCUAUCACAAUCAUCUCAAGAUAAAGGGCCAUCUUCCGCAGCUGCGGAACUUUUUUUCCCACAGGCUCAAGUUGGGCCGGUUGGACCAAGGGGUCCUCCAGGUCCCCCAGGGUCUCUAGGUCCCCAAGGUUUGCAAGGAACGAGAGGAGAAAUUGGCGAACCUGGAAUGGGGGGAGCUGUGGGUCCUCCCGGUCAACGAGGAUUUCCUGGUCCACCGGGAAAAGAUGGGGAACCUGGUGAAGAUGGGGAACAAGGCCCCGUGGGGAGUCAAGGCCCACCGGGUGCGAGGGGAUUACCUGGAAUGCCUGGGUUACCUGGAAAUAAAGGUCAUAGAGGAUUUAGCGGGCAAGAUGGGGCUAAAGGCGAACAAGGACAACAAGGUGAAAAAGGAAUGAUUGGGAAUCCUGGACCGAUGGGCCCCAUUGGUCUCACGGGACCAGCUGGGCCACGCGGUGAAAGAGGAAGAGAAGGACCUCCAGGUCCACCCGGAUUACGAGGAAUUGAUGGAAUAGCUGGACCUCCCGGGCAAUCCGGAGCCGUGGGAAAGCCAGGUUCACCCGGUUUUCCAGGAAACCCCGGAAGUAAAGGAGAUCAAGGAUCGCAAGGCCCGAAAGGGAGUCAAGGACUUCAAGGUCCACGAGGAGAAGCUGGGCGUCCUGGACAAGCGGGAGAAGCAGGCCCACCUGGUUUAAACGGCAAAGAUGGCUUCCCCGGCGAAAAAGGCGGCCCCGGUUCUCCCGGAAUUCCCGGCCCACCCGGAUUCCCGGGAGCAAGAGGCCUCCCUGGUCAAUUAGGAAGCCCAGGGCAACAAGGGAUUAAAGGAGAACCCGGGUUACACGGAGAACGCGGUUACAAAGGAGAACCCGGUUUUAAAGGGGAAAUCGGCGCCCCCGGACCAAGAGGAGUCCCAGGCCCAACCGGCCCUGAAGGCAAACGUGGAAAACGAGGGGGAAGAGGACCAACUGGCCCUCCAGGACUUCAAGGUGAAAAAGGACCCCUCGGGUUGAGAGGGUUACCCGGACCUGAUGGAGCAAUGGGGCCGAAGGGGCAAACGGGAGAUAAAGGCCCUCAAGGAACACCGGGAACUAAAGGAAAUCAAGGGGAUAUGGGAAGACCUGGACCACCUGGUAUUCAAGGAGAGAGAGGGUUAUCUGGAAGAAAUGGAAUGCCGGGGAAACCGGGGAGUCCAGGUGAAAGAGGAAUUCAAGGUGCUGAUGGGAAAGCUGGAGAACCUGGGCCGCAAGGAAUCCAAGGAGUUCCUGGGCCUAUAGGAGUACCUGGGGAAAAAGGACUUCAAGGCGAACAAGGAAAAGAUGGAGAAGUUGGACAACCCGGAGCACAAGGUCCAAGAGGAGAUCCCGGAAAAGAUGGUUCCCCUGGAAUACAAGGUCCACCGGGACCAUCAGGGGCCGAUGGAGAACGAGGACCACCAGGAUCUCCUGGCCCAACGGGAUUCCAAGGGCUUCCAGGUGCACCAGGUAAUCCAGGAGCGUCCGGGAAAGAUGGGGAACAAGGAGUUCAAGGCCCACCGGGUCUUCCAGGAUCGAUUGGAGCAAGAGGCGAACGAGGAUUUCCUGGGGAAAGAGGCCCUGUUGGUCAACCUGGCUUAACAGGGCUACGAGGGCCGAUUGGAUCGCAAGGGCAAGAUGGGCCACCGGGCCCACCCGGCGCGAAAGGAGAUAAAGGCCAUUCAGGUCACCCCGGAAUGGUUGGAUUACCCGGAUUAAAAGGCCCCCCAGGUCAUCAAGGCGAAAAAGGCGAACGCGGCUCACUCGGCGCCCCAGGUCCUGAAGGACCUCCUGGUCGCCAAGGCGAACGCGGCAUUCAAGGAAUUGUUGGCCCACCCGGUCCACCCGGAGAACCCGCCGAGAGAGGCGAACCCGGAUUACCCGGAUUUCCCGGGGAACCCGGCGCACCCGGAACUCCGGGGGAAAGAGGGGCCGUUGGCCCACAGGGAAAUCAAGGAUUCCCCGGUUUACAAGGAUUGGUUGGAGCUCCGGGUGUUAAAGGAGAAAGAGGAUUACUCGGAGCUAAAGGUCAACAAGGUAAUCCAGGACCUGUAGGAAAACCCGGCGAGGUUGGACCACAAGGAUUAAUUGGGUUAACUGGUGCGAAGGGUAAUCGGGGAGAAGCGGGAGCGAGGGGGGACGCGGGGUUGAUGGGGCCACCUGGAAGACCUGGAGAACCUGGACAAACUGGUCAACCUGGUAAUUCAGGACCAGCAGGUCCACCAGGAAUCCCUGGGAUUAAAGGUGUAGCUGGAGAUUUAGGUAGACCGGGCCCUCCAGGUCUUAGUGGGCAACCUGGACCCCCGGGAAUUGAAGGGGCUAAAGGUGAAACGGGUUCUGAUGGUCCACCUGGAUUAACGGGGCCGAGUGGGCCGCAAGGUUCUGCGGGAGAGCGUGGAUUAACGGGAUUACCGGGGACUUCAGGACCACCGGGACCAACUGGAUUAAGAGGACCACCUGGGGAACAAGGAGCGCCUGGUCGACCAGGAAACGAAGGAGCCCCGGGUCCCAUUGGGUUAUUAGGCCCCCCCGGGCCACCGGGACCCGCUGGGGAUCAAGGCCAUGAAGGUCCCCCCGGCAAACCGGGUCCACCGGGAAUCGCGGGACGACCAGGGGAUAAAGGCCCGAUUGGUUUAACGGGAAAUCAAGGAUCACCGGGGGCUCAAGGAUUACCCGGCCCUCCAGGGUUACAAGGACCGAUUGGGUUGAGUGGGGAGAGAGGUGCGAAAGGCGAAAUGGGCCCUCAAGGUGUUGAAGGCCCUCAGGGGCAACGAGGAAAAUCGGGACCUCCUGGUUUAGAGGGAGCUAAGGGUGUAGCGGGAGAAGAAGGUCCAAAAGGGGCGAAAGGACACCGGGGAUUUAAUGGGCUCCAAGGAUUACCUGGUUCCCCCGGUCAACAAGGUGAUAAAGGGAUGCAAGGACUCCCCGGAAUUCCGGGGAAAGAUGGAGAACUCGGACCAAGAGGGCUUCCAGGGCGAGAUGGUUCUCCGGGUCUCCAAGGAAACUUAGGCAACCCCGGCCCAAGAGGUCCAUCCGGCGAUAACGGCAAAAUUGGCCCAAUGGGUCCAGCGGGUCCUCCAGGUCCUCCAGGUCCCCCCGGCGAUGGAUUCGGAUUCGACGCCGCUAAUUUAGCCGCGUUAUUACAACAGGGACAAAUUAAUAAUCAAAAGGGACCCGACCCACUCGGAGAUGAACCAUUAAGAAUCUUCGGGAGCACCAUCACCGACGAAGAAAGACGAGAAAUCGUUAUUAAGGCUUACGAACAACUCAAAGCUUCUUUUGAAAAAUUUAAAAAACCAAACGGCCAAAAAAAUUACCCAGGAAAAAGUUGCAGAGACAUUAACGUAGCUCACCCUAACUUAGGAGAUGGGGAGUAUUGGGUUGACCCAAAUGAAGGUGAUCCAAAAGAUUCGAUUUUAGUUCAUUGCGAUAUGAAGAGACAAGCGACUUGCGUUAUCCCAAAACCGGAGAAAACACCCGAAAUUUCGUUAAAUAUGAAACAACAUGAAGUUUGGUUGGGCGAAAUCGAGCAAGGGAUGAAGAUAACGUAUAAAUCUGAUAGUAAUCAAAUCGGGUUUUUGCAGUUAUUAUCGGGGCACGCGGAACAAAAUAUUACGUAUCAUUGCAAGAAAUCUGUUGCUUAUUACGAUGUUAAUAAACAUACUUACCGGAAAGGUUUAAAACUUUUAGCGUGGAACGAUGCUGAAUUAACACCGAAAGGAAAUCAAAGAUUUAAGUAUGACGUUAUUGAAGAUGAGUGCAGGUUCCGGACGGAUUCUUGGUCCCAAAGUGUUCUUUCCUACAAAACGGACAAAUCGGUGCGUCUCCCGAUAGUUGACGUCGCGAUUAGGGAUGUGGGUGAAGAGGGACAAGCGUUUUGGAUUGAGAUAGGCCCGGUUUGUUUCUAUUAAAACGGAUCGCCGCCUAAAAAUAAAAUAGUGUUCAAUAAUUGUAUUAUUAAUUAAUAAAGUAUGUUAAGGUCUUUUACACAUUCUCUUUGGAUUAUAAAAAAUGGUGCUGUAAUAUUUAUGAUUAAUUAAAAAAGAUAAAUAUUUA